Oryza sativa Japonica Group (Japanese rice) is the source of this 1820-nucleotide messenger RNA. RefSeq names its product protein ABCI12, chloroplastic. Gene Ontology annotation, cellular component: chloroplast. The record is from RefSeq and is a predicted model, not a curated record. Lineage: Eukaryota; Viridiplantae; Streptophyta; Magnoliopsida; Poales; Poaceae.
UUUCGGCACCCCGAGUUAUCCUUACCCCGGCCGCGCACGGCGCGGCGCAGGCUGCCCGGAGCGGAGAAUCCGAUGGCCGCCGCCGUCCACCUCCGCCCUAUCCACUCGCUGUCUCUCCCUCUCCCUCUCCUCGCAGCCAAGGCCGCCACGCCCAAUCCCGGCUGGCUCCCGCUCUCGGCGAAGCCAGGCGCAGGGAGGAGGAGAAGCUUGCUGGUCUGCGCCGCCUCCGACCCCAGCAAGGCCGCGGGGAAGGGCGAGGCGGGGGAUGCCGUCGCCAGGUGGGCGGCGUGGAUCCCGCGGGCUGCGGUGGGAGGGGCCGGCCCGGAGCAGGUCCUCAGGCUCAUCUCCGGCGCCGCGGCCACGCCCAUCUGCCAGUUCGUCGACUCGCCCCGCACCUUCCUCCACGCCAUCGAUCCCCGGGUUAAGCUGGUGUGGCUCUUGGCUCUUGUUGUCCUACCAGCCAGAUCAAAUAUUUACUUGCGGUUUGGUUUAGUAGCAUACCUUACUCUCCUCUCUAUGUGGGUUCUCCCAAACCAUAUUUGGAAGGACCAACUUGGAAGGGUCGCUCUGCUUUCAGGCAUCAUAUUCAUAAUGCUGGGAUUUGGUUCUGAUGGUGCUCCUUCAUUAGUCCAGACAAGAACUCCUCCCCCAUCUGUUAUAGGUUUGCCAAACAUACCUACAUCCACAAAUGGCUAUUCUUACACAAUCAUGAAACUGGGUCCACUGCAAUUUACAAGGAAAGGCCUAUCAGUAGCGAGUACGUCAGCAUGCCUCUCAUUUGCGAUAUUUCAAAGUGCAAGUCUCUGCUUGACAACAACUACUCCUGAGCAGCUUGCUUCUGCUUUAUGGUGGUUUAUGAUUCCACUGAAGCAUAUCGGCGUACCAGUACCUGAGAUAAUACUCACACUCUUACUAUCUUUGAGGUUCAUUAAUCUUGUAUUUGAUGAGGUUCGCAAUUCAGCACUGGCGAUUGUAGCACGUCGGAUAAAUUGGGAAAAGCUGGCAACUAUGGAAACUAUUGACAUUUUCUUCAACUAUGUGCGGCGAAUUUUCAAAAAUAUAUUUGAUCACGCAGAGCAAAUAUCCAAGGCCAUGAUUGCUCGCGGAUUUCGUGGUGACCCUAACAACCACAAGAUCUACUUUCUUACAGAAUCUUCUUUUGGCAUUGUGGAUGUCUUUUCAUUACUUUGCCUAUUUGCUCUAGUGGCCCUGGCUUCCAUUUCGGACAAAUUGGUUUGAUGGAAUCAGGAACUAAAGACUAUCACGACAACUUCAUCCCCUUAAUUGCUUAAAAAUGCUGAGUUGCAAAAUCAGUUUUUGGGGCAUCUUAGGAGCCCCUUCUGUGUAGUGGAAUCGUGGAAACGAUGGUAACGAUUGAAUCGUCAGGAAGAUCAUUUUGGAAGAUCAUUUUGAUCAAGUGUAUGCACCGCAAGCCCCUUUGGAAGGAAGACUGAAAGGUUAACCUCUGGCUCUAACUUCUUUGCAGCCUUGCAGGAGCAGUGCCGUAUGCAGAUCCUUCAUUGAAGGACCACGUGAGAAUAUUGAGUAUAACUGCACAAUCAAAGUAUACUUCCUGUCUUCAUUAGGAAGUGCCGUCAAGAACUUAAGUGGGGUGACCGCUGUGUUCUUGCUAACUUAUUGUAUCUGCCCUUAGCUUGAUCCUAACAUGAACAACUGACAGUGUAAACCUAUCUUUUUUCAUUAGCCCUUUCUUUCUCUUUAGUUUUAUUUUGCAAGGAUGCAGUUCGAAGCAUUGAAUGUUUAAUUGCAAGGAUACAGUGCAAAAUUGUACAGUCCGUAAAAAGGUCAGAGUUUGAUUA